AUGCUUAUUUUUAAUAAAAGUUUUCAUAAAAUAAAAGAUAUUUUAAAAUGUAGUUACAAAAGAAAAAAUAUAUAUAUUUCAUUUCAAUGUAUUUGUAGUAAUAAUAUAGAAAAGACUCCCUCAAAACAGGUAAAAUCAGUUCAAUUAAAAGAAUAUGAAGAUUUUGUAAAAGUUUUACAAAAUAAUAGUAUUAUUAUUAAUGAGAUAGGUAAAUUUGUUCUUAUAAGAAAAAACUCAAAUUUAUUGUAUGAUAGGAUUUUAUUUAAUCCAAGUAGUUUCGAUCGACUAAUGGAAUUUGUACAUUUUUUAGAGAAAAAUGAAGUUAAAAGCGAUUAUGAUAUUUAUUUUUAUGAAGAAUCCUUAAGUAAUAUAAAAUUGAAUAGAGAACAAAAUAAAAAGGAAAUAUUUAUAAAUAUAAAAGAAAUUCUGAAAAAUAAAAAAAUGAAGAAUAAUGAAAAAAAGGAAUAUCUUGAAAAAAAAAAUAUUAACUCUCUAUAUUAUUAUAAUAUACAAAGAUAUGAAGAUAACUUAGAUCCAUCAUCUUUUCUUGUUGAUAGAAGAAGAUUAACUAAAGAAGAAUACACCUAUCAAUAUAUAUCAACAAUUUUGCCUUAUAUAUGUUUUACUUUUAUGAUAUUCUUUCCACAUUUUUUAAUAUGUUUAUUUAUACCUCAUAUUAAGAAAAAAAAUGAAAGACAGAAAGAAUUGUGUAAAAUCCUUCAAAUUAAAAAAAAUAUCCAUUCUUAUAAAGAUAUAAAUCCAGAACAUAUUAUAAACAUUAUAGAUAAUAAUGUAAAAACAAUUGUUUUUUUUUACAAUAAUAAUAUCUUUUUAAAUAUGUAUCUGAAAUCCUUGUUAGUUAAUUUAUCAGAAAUUUUUAAAAAUAAUUCUAUAUCUAUUAAUAUUGUAGGUAUAGAUGUUUCAAAAUAUAAUAUUCGAUAUAAUAUAAUAAAAGAUUUUAAUGAAAAUUUAUUUCCAUUAAUUUAUUUUAUUUUACCAUAUCAUUAUGAUAAUGAUAGUGCUGUUUUAAAAAUUGAAAAACCAUUAUCAAUUGAAAACAUUGUUUCACAAUUAAGAAAUUUUGUUCAUAUCCCUGAGAAUGCCUAUAAACAAAUAAAGGCAUUAGAUGAUAUUGGUAGAAAAUUAAAAAAAUGUGUGUUUGAAUACGAAAUUAUGAACAAAAAUAAAGAAGAUAUACUUUAUGAUUAUGGAUGUGAAGUAGCUCAUUUAUCUUGCCUGCUAUUUAAUGAUAAGGGUUUAUUUUAUUAA
Molecule: messenger RNA, 1269 nt
Organism: Plasmodium gallinaceum
Lineage: Eukaryota; Apicomplexa; Aconoidasida; Haemosporida; Plasmodiidae
Product: conserved Plasmodium protein, unknown function
Exons: 2
Coding region: 1-1269 (422 amino acids)
Source: RefSeq, a predicted model, not a curated record